AUGGAGUGUGGCCACUUAGUAUCUAUGGCACAUAGUAAGAUAGGGUCAUCUUUACUUGUUAAUGAUGGUGCUACAAAUAUUUCCCAGAAAAAUAUUGACGCAGGCCUCCUGUUUCGCCUGGCUGAUAGCAAGGACAUAGUUGUUUCGAAGAUUGAAGAUAGGAUAUCAUUAUGGAGUUUUAUUCCAAAAGAUAUUGCUUUGGUCUCAGAGCAUGGGGAGAGCAUGCAGAUUUUGAAGUUUGGAGCAAACAAAAGUGACCCUAACAAGGAAGAAACUCAAUCGAGCAGUGGUGCCAAUAGGCUUGUGACAUUUUUCAUGUACCUUUCUGAUAUCAAGCAAGGUGGUGAAACUGUUUUCCCGGGAUCCGAGCUGAAGGAUACUCAAGCCAAGGAAGGGACACCUUCCGAUUGUGCUGGUUACACAGUGAAACCUGUCAAGGGCAACGUGAUUCUGCUGUUCAAUUCAAGGCCUGACGGAAUCGCCAACAAGGACAGCCAGUAUGAGGCAUGUUUUGCCAGUAAGGGGAGAAAUGGCUCGCCACAAAAGAUAAAACAUAUGCAUGCCAGCAAGAUUGAUAAAUCAGAACCUUCUCAGGAUGAUGGUUGCACCGAUGAAGAUGAUAACUGUGUCAGUUGGGCUGCUGCCGGCGAAUGCGACAAGAAUCCAGUGUUUAUGAUUGGAAGUCCAGACUACUAUGGCACUUGCAGGAAGAGCUGUUUUUUUGUUUUCGUGCAUUGCCCUUAG
Molecule: messenger RNA, 744 nt
Organism: Triticum urartu
Lineage: Eukaryota; Viridiplantae; Streptophyta; Magnoliopsida; Poales; Poaceae
Source: RefSeq, a predicted model, not a curated record